Messenger RNA from Hippoglossus stenolepis (Pacific halibut), 5311 nucleotides. RefSeq names its product PHD finger protein 21B (gene phf21b). The transcript is spliced from 14 exons. Bases 336 to 2048 code for a protein of 570 amino acids. The record is from RefSeq and is a predicted model, not a curated record. Lineage: Eukaryota; Metazoa; Chordata; Actinopteri; Pleuronectiformes; Pleuronectidae.
AGUGAAAUCAAGCCGCGCACUCGGACAAAAUAUAGUCCCCGCGUUUCAACUUAAAAUUACCGACGGAACCCGCCGGUCGCCGCCCGCCGGGACCCGUCGACGUUGGGCCGAGCUCCGGGGAGGAUCCAGCCGGGCGCGGAGCUGCUCUCGCCGGGUUUGGAGCACUUUUGAGCGCGGGGCGGAAAGUGUGUGAUGAGUCCUGGGCUGCGAACAGAGAACUUGCCGCUGCGCUGAGGAGUUGGUCUUUCUCUUGUUAUUGUGGCGGAAAACUGUUUUCAAUCCGCGGGAACUCGGCGGCGGCGAAAGUGCGAGAAAAGUGUCUUUGUGGCGGGGACAUGGAAGUACAGGGCCCGCGCGAGGCGCUGAAAGUGGAGCUCCAAUGUCAUCAGAACCAGACGUUGUGUAAAGGCCUGAAUGAGCUUCAGAACGGACAGAAGCUGGCGGUCAGAACUUGUCCUGUAGGGACGACCAAGCCGCUGUCCCUCAUCAAGCCGCCCAGCCAGAGCAUCGCCAUCUCUGUGGUGCCGGCCAAGGCUCCCGUUUCCAUGGUGACCGCACACAUCAACGGACAGAAGGUGGCGAGUUCGGAGCCGCUGCAGACGUCCCCCAUCAACCUCCAGACCGCCGGCAGGGUGGCGGCCACCGGAGUCCACACGUUCAGCAGCAGGAGAGCUGGGGAGCUGCCUCCGUCUCAGAUGCUGGGAACUCUCACUGCUGUGCCCAUCAAGGUGCCUCAAGUCAGCUCCCUGCACCGGCUGGCAGGACAAGCAGCCACUGUGCUACCUCAGGUCAGGCCAAAGACCCAGAUCCCGGACAGCCUUCCCCACAGCCCCUGUCAGGAGCUGCAGCCGCUCAGCCUGCAGAGGGCCACCGCCGUGGUCAGUCCCAAGAGCCAGGGCCCCACCCUGCCCACCGCCAACAGCACCUUCAGUCCCGACCACCAGCCCAACGGCCAGAGCGACGCCUCGCCGCCCCCGGCCCCUCCCCAUGGCCCGUCGGGGGGCCCAGACUCCAGCAGUCCGGCCCAGCACGCCUCAGCCGGACCCGGCGUGGCGUACGCCAUCAUUGCCGCUUCUCCCGCCACAGGAAACGGAGUGUCCGCUGUCAGCGAGGCCGUCAAGGUGAUAAUAAUCCAGCCGCAGGCCCCCAGCAGCACUGAGGGGCCCCCGGGGGCCCAGGCUGACCUGCCGCCACAGGAGGCUCCGCCCACUCCCAAGUCCCCGUCGCAGAAGAAGGACGAGGACCCCGAGAAAAUCUCCUUCAUGGUCGCGCUCGGCCUCGUCACCACAGAACAUCUGGAGGAGAUUCAGACGAAGCGACAGGAGAGGAAGAGGCGAAGCACGGCCAACCCGGCGUACAGCGGCAUGUUCGAGCCCGAGCGUAAACGACUGGCGUCACAUUACCUGAACAGCGCCCUCUUCCUGUCAGCACGAGACUCUGAGGAUUUCUGCUGGAAGGAGGACGUGGAGCAUGACGACCACUGUGCCAUCUGUAAGGAGGACGGAGAACUGCAGCUCUGCCACAACUGCCCCCGAGCCUUCCACCCCCACUGCCUCCAGCCGCCCCUCAGAACCCCCCCCAGGGGCCCCUGGUACUGCCCCAAGUGUCAGAAGAAGGUUUUGAACAAAGAAAACAUGUCGUGGCCUCAGAACUUUGUUCAGUCCUACGUUACACACAAGACGGUGAGGCAGGAGGAGAAGCGACGACUCCUGAGAAGAAACAACGAGCUGAAGAAAGAAUGUGCUCAUCUGGAGGAACAAGACGAACAACUCAACCAGACGCUGAAGCAAUGUCAGGACGUGAGGGAGCGACUCCUCGAUCAGCAGAGAGACACUCACGCGUCGCUCGACCGCCUCAAGGCUCUCAUCAGGCUGAUCCAGCGCGACCAGCUCAUCCAGGUCACCAUGACGACCACGGCCACCAUCGCCGCCUCCUUGCUCUCCCAGUCCUGGAUCAAACCCACCAGCACCAGCACCGCCACCCCGGGGCCGUCGGACACGCCCCUGCAGAAGAACCACGCCCACAGCCAGGACAAUGUCAACAACUAGCCCCGCCCCCUGCGGUCGUCGAGGACGGUGAUUUCUUUCAAAGUUUCCAACCAUCUUUUCUCCGAGAGCCGAAACAAACUGAGCCUCGACCCUCCACUCGAUUCAAGUAUUUUUUUAAAUCCAACACCUACAGUGCUUACGAGAUUUCUUUCUUUUUUUAAGUUCUUUUCUAUUUAUUCAUGUUCUUGGCCUUAAUGUAUUUAUUACAAAACGUUAGACGACUGAGCCGUCGCAGGAAACCAGGAGUUUUUCUGCGCGCUCCGAAAGAUAUUUCCCUUUUUUAACACAGGUAUAAUAACUGUUCUGCGCUUAGCGAGAGAGAACGGUCGAGUUCGUCGUAGAGGAAGCAAGCGAGCGUGGAUGCAAGUGAACGACUGUACAUUGAUAUAUCUGAGUAGAUGUUUGUUCUCAUUCUCCUAUGAACAAUGUUUUUUGCCAUAAUAAUUCAGGAAGAUGUUUCAUGGUGUAUGUAAACGAGCCUUCAAACAAAAACAGAGAAUAACUUUUUUUCAGUAUUAAUAGAGUUAAAGUCAAAGAAAAAAGUAUUUAAGAUAAAACUACAGAAAUUAGCAUUUCUAGUGGAGAUUUUAGUAUUUUCAUGCUGAUGCCUGUUGAUAAAUGUAAGUUUGGAGUAUUCAAAGGGAUCACUGUACAUAUGUUGUAUUAUUAUUAUGAUUAUUAUGAUUAUUAAUAUCAUCAUCGCAGGUUUUCUUGGUUGUCAAACAUCUGAAACUGAAGCGAGUCGCUGUUUGUAAAACUGACGAAACAAGAACAUGAGUUUGAUUAAGAUUUAAAUUCAUUAGUUUUUCAUUUAUUUGGUCGACGUUUAUUCUUUGAAGGAGACAUAUUCAGGUGGAUCAUUUUAAUAAGUGUAAAAUGUUCUAAUGUUUAAAAGCCAGCAGCAGGAGAACAGAGUGAAAGUUUAAAUUCACUAAAACACACGAGGAGAGAAACAGUGAAAAACAUCUUAUGUCUCCUUUAAAUCUAAAACGUGAUUUCAUACGUUUUUCCUCUUUUUCUUCUGAAAGGUGAAAACGUUUCCGUGUUAAAUUUAGAUUUGAUGCUUUUCAGUAAUUUCCUUGUUUCUGCUUCUAAAAAGAAGAAUCAGCUCAUUUUCUUGUUUGAGGAAACAAACAGUUCAAACCUCCAGUUUGGUUUGUUCCCAGCUGCACUCGAACACAACACGUCGACGCCUGAGUUCAGUCCACGUGCGAUGCAUCCGCUCAUCCCCCUUUAACCAGUAUAGAAAAUAUGCCAAAAACUCUUUGUUUUUGUACUGGGAUCGUUCAUCACAAUGUCCAUUGUGCUUUUUCCCUCCUCCCUGCCUGUUUUAUAUUUUUGGCGUUGAAUCUUUUUUUACUGGUGUUUCGGAGCGUUUCCACGGUGACGAGCCUGUGAACCGACAGAUGAACACUGCCUCAAGUACAAAUCCUCUCAAUCCAGGGUUUUCGUCUUUGUUUGCGUCAUUUUGUAGAAACCAGUCACUCACACAUGGGACAACUCUGUCAAACUGCAACAACACUUUGACUGUCGGUGGACGAGCAGGACGCAGAGGACGGCGUCCCGGUUACAAGACGAACAGAACCAGGGCGCCGCCGUCACGUCUCGCUCGCUCCACCGAUCUCACUAGUCUUCCUGCUGGUCCAGAGAGGUUCCGUCUAAAUGUUGAAAACGUAGAUUUAGUCCAUUUUUUAUUUGCUGUGGUCGCCACAGUGGAGGUGCAGCUCUCUGACACCUGCUGAUGCACAAACAUGAACAAAUGGUGGAAAUAAUUCAGAGGAAAAUGCCUUUAUCAAGAAAAGAGAAAAGACUUGUGAUGUUAGAGAUGAUUUUAUUUGAAUUGCAUCAUAUCCUGAUCGUGUGUUUGUUCUGUGACGUAUCGAAGAUGCUGAACUGAUCCGUGUCGUUGGAGAAACUUUGUCUGCAUAGAAAUUAAAUCCUGGUUCAACAAGUCCGACUCAAAGUUAAACUAAUAACUAUAUCAUGAUAAUAUUCCUGAAGAAAUCCACGUUAAACAUGAACCAGAUCGUCCAACACGUCGUGUAGAGGACGAUCGGUGAAGCGACUUCACGAAUCUGAGACUCCGACGAUUCUUCUGCUUGUUUUAAUCAAACUGAGGCUUCGAGUCCAAAAUGUCUCCAAACUAUAUCAAAAGUAAAACCAAGCUUUUUAAAACUUUGUCUGACAGAAACAGAUUCAUUCAAACUUUAACUGUCUAAAUUUAAACCGAUUCUACACGUAAACAAACUCUGAACCUGAAAUCUGUUUUACUAAACUCCUCUAAUUUAAAGGUUCACUGACCUCGAACUCUCGACUACGACAAAUAAAAUAGAAACGUUUAAAGUCCGAAUACGGAUCCUGGUGUUUGAACAAAGUCUGAGUCAAGGUUUUAAAGUAGUUUGUUAAUUAUCAAGACGAAUAUAAAGACGUCAGACAUUUUGUUUUGUUCGGAUCAGAAGCUCAAAACAAAGUUAUAAUAAAGAAACAUAUAAAAACUGUGGGAAACUUUCGGUUGAAGAAACAAAAGUUAUUUAUCAGCUGCUUGUUUCUUCUCCAGCUCGGUUUGUGGUUCACUUGCCUUUUAGACGAAUGGAGUCCUGAUCAGUGAGCAGCUGCUUCCUGUCGCUGCGACGCCACGUGAUGCAGUUUGAGUUUCACCUGAGCUGCGAACGCUCCAGGUGACGUUAAAAAAACCAUAUCAGCGCUCUGUCACAUCGACCCCGCCCCCUUCAGACCCCGCCCCCUGGAAAUUAACCGUUAAAAAAGGCCCCUCCCAUCACCCGCCCCCGACCUCGUCAUCCAUUUCUAGAAAUCUUCUCCGGGAGAAACUGUGCAGUGCUUAAACAGAUCUAUUUUAAUACACAACUCAACAUUUGAACAAAUAAGAAAAAAGACGUAGAACAUUUUUAUAUUCUUUUAUCAAGGAGCAAAAAAAAGAACAGAACAUUUCUAUCGUUUGCUGGUUCUGCAUUCUGACUCUUUGUAUGAUUUACGCCACAAGGAGGCGCCGACACGACGAGGGCGUUUAGAUGGAAAUGAAAAUGUCUGUUGAAGUAGAAGUUUCUUUGUCAAGGGGACUGUCCAGUGGAUAGUGUGUAUAGGAAAGUGUUUGUCUUAAAUAUGCCAAUGUAGUUUUUUCUUCUUUAUGAUGCAUUAAAAACUUGAUGGAUGGACGUUGGUAAAUGGUUAAAGAGUAGUCUCACUUUUUUGUACCAAGUUCUUACAAAAAAUUGAAUCAUUAAUAAACAAAUUCAAGAACAAAA